AUGAGUCGACCGGAGCAACGAGACCCAGAGUCAACAGGCUCCUACACGGUAGCGUGGAUUUGUGCCCAAGUAGAAGAGUACUUUUGUGCAUGCCGUAUGCUUGACGAAGAAUUCGACGGGCCGGAGAUAAGCGAAGACAAGGAUGAUAACACAUACGUCUACGGGCGCAUUGCGAAGCAUUAUGUGGUGAUCGGUUGUCUUCCACCUGGUCGGUAUGGCAGCAAUUCAGCUGCUCAUGUUGCUCGAGAUAUGGUCCGAACCUUUCCACGUCUGCGGUUUGCAUUAAUGGUAGGCAUCGGAGGCGGCGCACCAACAACCCGAAAUGAUGUCCGUUUGGGGGAUGUUGUCGUGAGGCAACUUAACGCGCCGCCUGAGAAACUUCUGGGAGUCAUCCCUGAGAUGCGCAGGCUGUUUAAUUGGAUUGUAUCAACCUGCCAACCGUUUACAUGCGUCGAACAGCCUUCAUUCAUGGCUAUGUUGAGGUCUGCAGCCUUUCAGGACUCUGUACCGAGUGCGGAUACUGUGUCGCGCCGAUUAUAUCUUCGGCUUGAUGCCCUUGACAGUGAACUUCGAAUCUUGAUGUCUUCAGCAUCCUCAAUCGCGCUAUCUCUGGAUGGUUGGACAAGUCAGAAUUCAUUGCCAAUGCUAGCAAUUAAUGCUCACUGGAUUUCCUCUGCUUUCCAGCAAUAUCGAGCUUGUAUUGAGUUCGUUGAAAUCGAAGGCAGCCACUCUGGAGAGAACCUUGCUAAUAUCGUUGCGACGGUUCUGGAGAGGUUUCAUAUAUCUGAUAAAGUUAUGACAAUUACAGCUGACAACGCAUCUAACAAUGAUACCCUACACCGAUCUCUCUACCAAAAGCUGUCUCAGCGGUACGAUGAGUACCUGGCCGAGACCAUUAUCCGAGAAGGGACGAUGAAAAUUGCCCAUAACUCCUAA
Messenger RNA from Penicillium samsonianum, 936 nucleotides. RefSeq lists its product as uncharacterized. Gene Ontology annotation, biological process: nucleoside metabolic process. The coding region runs from base 1 to 936 and encodes 311 amino acids. NCBI's taxonomy places the organism in Eukaryota, Fungi, Ascomycota, Eurotiomycetes, Eurotiales, Aspergillaceae. Gene Ontology annotation, molecular function: catalytic activity. The record is from RefSeq and is a predicted model, not a curated record. The transcript is spliced from 2 exons.